AUGGCGUCCGGCUACGGCUACAGCGGUGGACCCGGCCGCUGCUUCCCCUUCUGGCAGGAAGUCCUCGCAUGCUAUGUCGUCAACUCCACUCCGGAAGACCGAUCCGGCGCCCAGAAGUGCGGCCUAGCUUUGGAAGACUACUACGAAUGCCUCCACCACAAGAAAGAGGCUGCCCGCGUACGUGCGCUACAAGACGCCUACCGAAAGGCUGAAGCGGCGAGCCCUCGAGACAACGCGCCAACGGCUGGCGAAAUACGCAGCCUGGGUCUAAUAGGAAGAGAUGAAGUGUCGAAAAAGGUGUUGGAGUCAUAA
Scedosporium apiospermum is the source of this 312-nucleotide messenger RNA. RefSeq lists its product as uncharacterized. Gene Ontology annotation, biological process: mitochondrial respiratory chain complex I assembly. NCBI's taxonomy places the organism in Eukaryota, Fungi, Ascomycota, Sordariomycetes, Microascales, Microascaceae. The record is from RefSeq and is a predicted model, not a curated record. The transcript is spliced from 3 exons. Bases 1 to 312 code for a protein of 103 amino acids.